UCGGCCCUGUGUGGGUCAGACAGGAACAAUAUGGCGCCGGGAGGAGCGUUAGCUUCUGGACCAGUCGUUGUCUGAAAGACUGGCGAUCCGGCAGGAUGAACCUAUGUGCCCAAUAUCUACGACAGGCAGAGGCCCUGAAGGCGGACAUGACAGAUUCAAAGCUGGGGGCGGCAGAAGUGUGGACGUCCCGGCAGGCCCUGCAGGAUCUGUACCAGAAGAUGCUGGUGACUGACUUGGAGUACGCUCUGGACAAGAAGGUGGAGCAAGACCUGUGGAAUCAUGCUUUUAAGAACCAGAUCACCACGCUGCAGAGCCAGGCCAAGAACAGAGCCAACCCCAACCGCAGCGAGGUCCAGGCCAACCUGUCGCUGUUCCUGGAGGCAGCUAGUGGUUUCUACACACAGUUGCUGCAGGAGCUGUGCACGGUGUUCAACGUGGACCUGCCGUCUCGCGUCAAAUCUUCUCAGCUCGGCAUCAUCAGCAAUAAACAGAGCAGCACGAGCGCCAUCGUCACCCCGCAGCCCAGCUCCUGCUCCUACAUCUGCCAGCACUGCCUCGUCCACCUCGGAGACAUCGCACGUUAUCGUAACCAGACCAGCCAGGCGGAGUCGUACUACCGACACGCAGCUCAGCUGGUCCCGUCAAACGGUCAGCCGUACAACCAGCUGGCCAUCCUGGCCUCCUCUAAAGGAGACCACCUCACCACCAUCUUCUACUACUGCCGCAGCAUCGCAGUCAAGUUCCCCUUCCCAGCAGCCUCCACCAACCUGCAGAAGGCUCUUUCCAAGGCCCUGGAGAGCCGCGAUGAGGUGAAAACCAAGUGGAGCGUGUCAGAUUUCAUCAGGGCCUUCAUCAAGUUUCACGGUCACGUCUACCUGAGCAAGAGUCUCGACAAACUGGACGAUCUGAGGGAGAAACUGGAGGAGCAGUUUCAGAGGCUGAUCCUGCAGAAAGCCUUCAGCACUCAGCAGCUGGUCCACAUCACCGUCAUCAACCUGUUUGAGCUGCACCAUCUCAGAGACCUGACCGCUGACGAGCAGAGCUACAGCAGCGAGCAACAGAUCAGCUGGUUCCAGCUGCUCGGCCUCUUCAUGUCCUUCCUGGGCGUCAUGUGCAGCCGAGCUCUGCUCAACAAGAGCCGAGGCGGGGAGAUCAUGGGGGAGUGUCCUCUGCCGGCCGUUAAAGUUUCUCUGGACUGGCUCAAACUGAGACCCAGCGUGUUCCACGAGGCCGCGGUGGACCAGAGGCAGCAUGUGUGGCCCUGGCUCGUCUCCAUCCUCAACAGUUUCCAGCCCAAAGAGGACGAUGUGAGCUGCACCUCAGUGACGCCCCUACCAGAGGAGUUUGAGUUGCAGGGUUUCUUGGCGCUCCGGCCCGCUUUGAGGUCCCUGGACUUCACUAAAGGUCAUCAGGGCAUCCUGGUGGACAGGGAUGGCCUGCCGGUCCACACUCGACAUCAGAGACUCAUCAGUUUGGGCAAAUGGGUGGCCGACAACCAGCCGGGGCUGAUCCAGUGCAGCGUGAGUGAAGACGGCCUCCUCCUCUUCAUCACUGACAUUCCAGAGCAGGCCAUUGAGGAGCCGCAGGAGAAGGAGGCGCCGGUGUUGCAGGAGUCGUCCAACGCCGAGCAGACGGCCAACGACGGCGGCAACUCCGGCCUGAAGUCGGUGCUGUCGGCGGGGAAGACGCAGAGCUCGUGGCCCGACGGCAGCGACCGACCCGUCGUCACCUUCAAGGAGAACAUCAAACCUCGGGAGCAGAGCCGCGAGCCCACGCGGAGCCAUCACCUGAAGGACAGCGGCAAGGAGCGCCGAGACUUCGCCAAAGGCAACGGGGCCGCUGGGAAAGGAGAGCUGAAGAGGGACGGGAAGAGGAAGAGCGAGCUGAAGAAAGCCGGUCAUGAGAGAAGUACUGACGCUGGAAAGCAGGUGAAGGCGCAGACGGAGCUGAGGAAGACUCCGGUGUCCGAGGCGAAGAAGACUCCUGUCUCUCAAACGCAAACCACCUGCUCCACACAGUUCAUCCCCAUCCAUCAUCCUGGAGCCUUCCCCCCGCUGCCCAGCAGACCUGGUUUCCCGCCCUCAGCCUACGUGAUCCCGCCGUCGGUGGCGUUCCCGGGGCUCCAGGUGAACCCGGGCUUCACGUUCUCCACCGGCGUGUCCGUCCCCGGACCUUUCCUCCAGCCGGGCGUCCACACCCAGGCCGGCGGCCAGGCCGGGAAGCCGUCGCACAUUCCUUACAGUCAGCAGAGGCCCUCUGGUCCCGGUCCGGGUCAGGGGCCGGGCUCCUCGGGCCCCCCCCAGGGCCAGCAGCCCCAGAACCUGCAGCAGUCUGUCCAGCUGCAGGUGCAGGCGAUGAACCAGCAGCAGCAGUCUCCCACCAAACCGGUCCAGCAGGUCGGGAUGGGGAAGAGUCCACCUCACCACCCGGGGAUGCAGCAGUACAUGCAGGUGCAGGACCAGCCUGCUCAGAUGUGGAGCCAGGCCCAGGCUGCUCUGCAGAAGCUGUCCCCCCUGCAGAUGUCCCUGAAGCCUCAGACCUUCUACCUGGCGGCUCAGGAUCCUCUGAAGCUGUACGAGCACCAGCUGCAGCCUCCUGCCCAGCCGCAGCUCUCCAACAUGGACAAGAAGAUCAAGUACCCCAACGUCAAGAUGCAGGACUUCUACUGGGAUCCGUCGUACAGGAUGGGGGACGGGCUGGCCGUGAUGGCCGACAGGAUGAAGAGGCCUCCGCCGGGGGGAAUGUGCGGCGAGCAGGACGGCCCCGCCGGGCCCCGUGGACCCCCGUUUGAGGACAACAAGAGCUCGCCUCUUCUGCCUCCUGACCUGUUAAAAACUCUAGCAGAUUUUGAGGAAGAGGAGGAGCUCGUCUUUUCUAAGCCUCCUGAUUUCUUCCAGGCCUUGGCCGGCCCUCUUAGCACUGCUCCCGGACCAAACAUAUUUCUGCCCAACCAGACCCGGAUGGAGAGCGGACCCGAGGUCGUCAGCCAGUCCUCUCUGCUGCCCAUGUCCGGCUUCCCCAUGCAGGAGUACAACCAGAACAGCAUCUUCAGUCAGGCCUACGGCAAGAACCUGCCGCCCAGCUCCAAGCCCGACGCUCCCAUGAUGCACCAGGAGCCGUCCCUCUACUCCCUGUUCGAAGGGACUCCCUGGUCCCCGUCCCUCCCCGCCAGCUCAGAUCACUCCACCCCGGCCAGCCAGUCCCCUCACUCCUCCAACCCCAGCAGCCUUCCGUCCUCCCCCCCCACACACAACCACGGAGCCAUGCCUUUCUCUAACUUUGGGCCCAUUGGCACUCCGGACAGUCGGGACCGCAGGGUGGUGGACCGCUGGAAGUCCGACAAGACUGGAGCAGUCAGCGGGUUUGGACUGGACUACCUUCCGGCUGCAGCCUCCUCUGCAGCUUCAGACAGCAGCUGGCACCAGGCCGGGCCGACCGGCAGCUCCUGGACCAAUCAGGAGUCUCCAAUGGAGGAGUCGUCCUCCACCGUGCUGCUCGACAGCCUCAAGUCCAUCUGGUCGAGCUCCAUGAUGCAGCCGGGCCCGUCGGCGCUGGAGCAGCUCCUCUUGCAGCAGAAACAGAAGCAGCAGCGAGGUCACGGCGCCAUGAACCCGCCUCACUGAACGGCAGGCCGAGGCGGCGCUUUGUGUCCGGACGUCAACAAAAAACCACCACCAGGAGGUAACGGGAGGAGAAAAAAAAAACUAAGAAGUUUGACGAAGACGAGCUCCAACUAAAAUGGAAAAUUAAACCGGCGAGAAAAGGUGGAUGCUGGGGAGGCGAGGAGCCCCCCCUACGAGGCUGAAACACCACCCCCCACCCCCCUCAGCUGUUGAGGAGCGGUGACGCCCCUCCUGGACCGGAGGGCGCGGGAUCUCUUCAACCGCGGUGCCACGCGCCACGCCACCGCCGGGUUUCCGUUAACCCGCGGAAAUCUGAACAUUGAGGAACAUAAACCCCCCCCACACACACACACACACACACACACUCACCAUCACGGCCCCCCCUGGUUUAGGACAGACGCCACAAACUCCUCUCUCACCUGGAAGAAACAAAAUAAAAAAUAACCUCCUGGACGUCUGCCCGGUCCGGUCGGAGCGCCUGUUUUUAGCGUCUCCGCCGCCGCCGCAGACCAACGUGGGGUGAUGUGUGAGAGAGCAGGGACGGUGUGGUUGUCGGGGUUGGGGGGGGGGUCCGGUGAAGCACCGGGGGGUCAAAAUAGACUGGACUUUCUGAUUGCUCCAUUCAUUUUCAUUACUGUGGAGGAUGAAGGAAGGUUUGGGUGUCGGCUAUAUAAAUAUAUAAAUACAUAUAUAUUGCCAUAGUUGGACUUUAGGCCUUGUCUCUUAGCCGUGCGGUGAGGAUCAGGACCGGAGGCUGCUUUGUGAAGCCGGCCGUGUAACAACCUGCUCCUUUCUUUGAAGGAAGUUGGCGGAGGCCCGGCGACGGGACGGCUCCGGUGCCAGGAAACGUCACGGGAAAGAAAGAAGUACAAGGGAAGGGGGAACGUGACCCCGUCACACUUAGGGAUAGUAUUACCAUUAGCUUCGAGAGAUUGCAGAUAUUAACAAAAAAAACGACUGUAUUUUGUGAUUUGUUCGUAGCAGUUUUAGCUUCUCGCCCUCGUGGUGAUUACAGGUAUGUCUAUUCGCUUCCUGCUUGAAUAUUUUCGGGGUUCUCUUCCUCUCCGGCUCUUCUUCCUGUUGUUUCUUUACGUAACGAAGAAAAAAAAUCUAAAGAUGUAACCCUGCUCGCUUACUUAACCUGCAUUUACUGUUUCUUUAUGUUCCUGUUCUGCCUUUUUACCCGUUUGAAGCAGCUCGGCUCUUCUGUGCUCACUGUCCCGUUACUACUGACUGCUGUACAGGAUAGGAGGCAGGCAGACAGACAGACAGGCAGGCAGACAGGCAGGCAGACAGACAGGUAGUUGUCUCAGCCUGAAUUUGUUCCACUAUCUUUUCUCCAAUAACCACUACUGCAGCUCGACCCUGAACAGCAGGUUUUUAUGAAUCGUAGCGUCUGGAAGUCCUGCAGCUCUGCUUUUACCCGAAGCCCCUUUUCAACCUAAAGGUCCGGGAACUCAGGAACUAAAAUAACUUUUUAUUUCCCCACAUCUGAUGAACCAUGAAAAGUAAGCCCUCGCUUCUGUUAAUGAAGUUAAAGGUAAAGCGUGCAUCUUCCCCGGCCCGUGCUGCACCUGCAGCUUCAGGAGACUCCGACCAGAAGUUCUUCUGUGAUCCCGACAAACCUCCGGCUUUGAUUUCCAGUUCGGGGACUAAAGAUUUACGUUCAUUAAAGAUCUGCUGGUUAUUCUUCUUCAUUAAUUGAUGAAUCGUUUUGUAAAACGAGAGAAAAGUUUCGUGUGAUACGGAGCAACAGAUCGGGCGAGCCAGAUCAUUCCGUUUGAGGAGCCGGGACGCGACUCGAUGAUGGAAGUUGUUUCCUGUUUGCUGUCAGAAACAGUCAGAAACUGUUACUGUUACAGCUGGAAGUGUUUUAUUUCCCGCUCUUUUUCUUUUCCUGCGUUUUGUUUUCCACUUAUUUAUUCCUGCGUUAGAACAUCCUGGACCGCCACACAAACACGUCCAGGAGCGAAAUGUCAAGUUUCUGAGUUUGCGUAAAAAAAAAAAAGAAAAGGAAAUGUUCCGGAGUUCCUGAAAGUUUCCUGCGGUGGAAAACGGGCUGUUGUGGUUUCACCCUUGUCGAUCAUUUACAAGCCGUCAGUCCAGGUUGUUUGAGAGCCAAUCGGAAAGCAGAGAUUGACAGCUGACCAAUCAGGACGCAGCACUGUAAGUAACUUCCUGUCCAGUUUUUCUACCUUAAACUCAUCGUUUAGUUCCAAAGGGAUUUAAAAAAAUUAAAAAAGCCUGUUUUUAAUUUCCCGUCGAGGUGUUUUAUCGAAGCAGACUUCUACGAGACUCGUCUAUUUUCCGUGUGAUUGUGCUUUUCAUGUUGCAUUUACAAAAUGUAUUUGAAAAAUAAUAAAGAUAAAAAUAUUAAUGAAUGUGAGGACGAAUUUGGCCAGAAGUGUCGAGGAGACGGUUUGUUUUCGUGUUUGAGGCUCGCCACGUGGAUCUGGUCUUCUGGGGUGAAGGACUAUAUGCAGCGGCAGGGGGUUCUGGGUCCUCGCUGGCCGGAGCUCUGACGACGGAAACAUGAAUGAACGCAGAGCUUUUUGUGUUUCUGUCUCUGUAGACCUUGAGAAGUGGUGGAUUCAGCCUUUAAAUAAACGUUAACUAUGUUCUCCUUUGA
Messenger RNA from Cottoperca gobio, 6252 nucleotides. It is a transcript of the gene smg7, whose product is annotated as SMG7 nonsense mediated mRNA decay factor. Lineage: Eukaryota; Metazoa; Chordata; Actinopteri; Perciformes; Bovichtidae. Gene Ontology annotation, cellular component: telomerase holoenzyme complex. The transcript is spliced from 23 exons. The record is from RefSeq and is a predicted model, not a curated record. Gene Ontology annotation, biological process: nuclear-transcribed mRNA catabolic process, nonsense-mediated decay. Gene Ontology annotation, molecular function: telomeric repeat DNA binding; telomerase RNA binding; protein binding. The coding region runs from base 96 to 3623 and encodes 1175 amino acids.